Prunus avium (sweet cherry) is the source of this 1112-nucleotide messenger RNA. RefSeq lists its product as uncharacterized. The record is from RefSeq and is a predicted model, not a curated record. NCBI's taxonomy places the organism in Eukaryota, Viridiplantae, Streptophyta, Magnoliopsida, Rosales, Rosaceae.
GAUCUCAAACAAAAACUGACAGAGGGUGAAGACCUCGUCAAGGACUUAAAGGAGGUUAGUGACUGGAGCUUGCUGACGCCUAUUUACACUCACCGACUUGCUGAAUUGGAAAAGUCUAUUCAAAGACUGCUAGAGAUACUGAAGGUGCAGGGAAUAAGGGAUGUCAAGGGGAUUUCCCUUUUGGCAAAGGAACACACCAAACAACUUGAGGCCUGCAAAACGGACGUCGAGGGUACCUUGGUUCUGGCGAAGGAUCACACUGAAAAACUUGAUGAUUGCAAAAGCGAUGUCAAGGAGACCUUGGAUUUGGCAAAGGAUCACAAGGAUCAACUUAACAACUGCAAAAGCGAAGUCAAGGAGACCUUGGAUGAGACAAGGAAACACACUUCUUUACUUGAUGAUUGCAAAAGCGAUGUCAAAGACAUCUGGACUUUGACCACUAGAACCAUGGAUAAACUUGUUGAAUGCGAAAACAAUGCCAAGAAGAUCACAGUUUGGGUAAGCAAAAGCGCUGACCAAAUUACUGAAUCGGCAACGGAUGUGAAGGAGACCUUGUGUUUGACAAGGAAGAUGGACACAGCGUUGGAACGAAUGGAACGGUUUGGUGUCGGUGUGGCACAAGGUGACAGAGUGGCGCGGUUGACGGAAUGGGCUGCUCUCGGAAAAGCAGUACAAGCGCUGUCUGAGGAUGUCAAUCAAAUGGUGUUGAAGCCUUCCCAAUUUAAGUUGUUCUUUGAAGUGCUUAAAAGAAAUAUAGACCAGUUAAGCGAACACUGGAAGGAACCAGAUGUUCACGAAGUAGGAGGGGCUAUUCCAUUCCAGGAACUUCAAAAGUUCAGAAAAAAAAUAGAGGAGGGUACAGAGGUCGUUGUCGAGUGCUCAAAUGCUGAUCUAACCACCAAAAAAAAGGACAACUGCAACAAGAAACUUUUGAAUUUGGUCAAAUCUGUUCAGGAGCUUGUGGUCCGUUUGAAGGGAACCCCGUUUGGUGGGAACCCCAUUUGAAUGGAACCGGUUCGAAAGAAACGCUUUACAGUCGUCCCUAGAUGUUAUCUUGUUUUUUGAAUAAAACAACUGUUGCUUGUAGAGGAAGAAAAACCAUUGUUGCUUGA